Molecule: messenger RNA, 1252 nt
Organism: Melopsittacus undulatus (budgerigar)
Lineage: Eukaryota; Metazoa; Chordata; Aves; Psittaciformes; Psittaculidae
Product: tRNA wybutosine-synthesizing protein 4
Exons: 9
Biological process (GO): wybutosine biosynthetic process; tRNA methylation
Molecular function (GO): tRNA methyltransferase activity
Source: RefSeq, a predicted model, not a curated record
UCGAGGCGUCCUGCUGUGAGGAGCAUGGGCCGCGGGCGUCCCGGAGCCCCGAGCGCUGCCGUCGUCCAGGGCACCGGCGGCAGCAGCGCCGUCAGCAAAUGUUCAGCGGCGGCACAGGGUUACAUCCAGGAUCGGUUCCUGCGGCUCCUGCUGGGGCGGCGGCGGCGGCGGCGGCGAGCCCCGCUUGUCCACCGGGGUUAUUACAUCCGUGCCCGUGCUAUAGAUCACUGUGUUCAAGACUUCCUGCUGAAGACCCAAAGCCACCCUAGGACACAGAUCUUGUCUUUAGGUGCUGGCUUUGACUCAUUAUACUUCCGUUUGAAGGACAUGGGUCUUCUGCAUCACACUGUGGUAUAUGAGGUGGAUUUCCCAGAUGUGGCAUGCCAAAAAGCUGCUCUGAUCAAAAGAAUAGAAGAGUUGUCGGCACUGGUGGGAAGCAGUGAAGGGGAAGGAUUAGGAGCCGUUACCUUUUCUGGAAAGGAUUAUAAAUUACUGGGAGUGGACUUAUCAGAGCUGUCUCAGCUGGAGAGAGUCCUGGAGGAAGCAGGAUUGGACACUGAAAUCACCACCCUCUUCAUAGCAGAGGUGGUGCUCACCUACAUGGAAAAUCACAGGUCUGACGCCCUGAUUCAGUGGGCAGCAGAGCAUUUCUCUCGGGCGUGCUUUCUGCUGUAUGAGCAGAUGCACCCAAGGGACCCCUUUGGACAAGUCAUGCAGCAGCAUUUUAACCAGCUGAACUCUACACUUCAUUCUGUGGCAGAGUACCCUGAUUGUGAGGCACAGCAGAAGCGCUUCUUGGCAAAGGGCUGGACUGAAUGCAGUGUCAUGGAUAUGAAUGAGUUUUUUACCUGUUGUAUUCCAGAAGAUGAGCAGCAAAGAGUGCAGACUCUGGAGCCUUUUGAUGAAUAUGAGGAAUGGCAUCUGAAAUGUGCCCAUUACUUUGUCCUGGCUGCAUCAAAGGGGAUGGAACCUUCCUGGACUCCGCUGUUGCCCAGUAUGACAGUUCCUCAUGGUGCUGUUGAGAUGGCUGGAAGUGUCCCUGCGGUGCGUGCAAUGUGCUCUGACACUUCCGGGUUGAGACGUUAUGGUCACCACUCUGUUCUUCUAAAACGCGAUGUGAUCCUCACCACUGGAGGCUUUGGGGAGGAGGAUGGACAGCACUGCCGGAUGAGGAAUUUUCAUGUGCUAAUAAAACAUGCAGGCUGCUGGAAAGCUGGCUGUGUAAAGAAAGAAAGUACUGAUAAAAGAUGGG